Molecule: messenger RNA, 543 nt
Organism: Histoplasma capsulatum G186AR
Lineage: Eukaryota; Fungi; Ascomycota; Eurotiomycetes; Onygenales; Ajellomycetaceae
Product: ubiquitin conjugating enzyme
Exons: 2
Coding region: 1-543 (180 amino acids)
Biological process (GO): proteasome-mediated ubiquitin-dependent protein catabolic process; protein polyubiquitination
Cellular component (GO): nucleus
Molecular function (GO): ubiquitin conjugating enzyme activity
Source: RefSeq, a predicted model, not a curated record
AUGCAAUCUUCCCUACCCCCGGGAAUCUCCAUAGUGAAAGCAGAAAACUUCGAAGAAUGGCAAAUGGACAUCCGGGUCCUGGAUGACUCCAACCCGCUCUACCUCAAUGAGACCUACCGACUGAAAUUCACCUUCAGCAAAAAUUAUCCCAUCGAAGCCCCCGAAGUCCAAUUUAUCUCUAUCCAACCCCCGUCCACGUCCACGUCUACAUCCACAUCCACAUCCACAUCCACAUCCACAUCCGCAACCACACCAGCACCAACACCCACGACCACACCCACACCCGCACCCACAACCCCAGCAUCAACCUCCCGACCCAUCCCCAUCCACCCGCACAUCUACAGCAACGGUAUUAUCUGCCUCGACCUGCUCGGAUCCGCCUGGUCGCCCGUCCAGACCGUCGAGAGCGUCUGCAUGAGCAUCCAGAGCAUGCUUGCGGGGAACACGAAGAACGAACGGCCGCCGGGCGACGAGGAGUUUGUGGCGCGCAACCGGCAGCGGCCAAGGGAUAUUCGCUUCUUUUAUGAUGAUUCGACCGUGUAA